GAGGCGCGAUCGGAUCCGAAGUAUACAGCGCGGUGAGUUGAAUGCCUGGUGAACAACGUUCCAUCGCACGUCUAUGCCAUCCGCCAAUUUCCGGUGACUCCGUGACUGUGACUCGAAUUUCGUUGCCUUUUGUUUUGAGUGCGUUCAGUUUGGUGCCUUGGAUAAUUUUGGAUAUUCACGUAUUUUCGACAAAAAUCGAGAUUGACUGAACCAAGGUACUGCAUAGUCUCAAGAUCUGAUGGUACUCGACGUGCAAACCACUGCCACUCACUGAUCGUCAUCGAUGUGGGAGAAAAAGAUCUUUUUUUAGUAUUGAAAGUGAUGGUGUACCCAUUGAGGAUUCAUGGCUGCAUUAGUUAGCCAUGCGAUGCGACGAUAUCCUUUGUCACCACCAGAUGGCGUGUUUUCCUUUAAUUUAAGAAACGAUAGCACUCCCUGGUCUCCUGCUCAAGAGGAAGGAGAAAGUGCUCUAUCCCGUUCGAUGCGUUAUGCGGAUCCCUGGCUUUAUGGCAGCGUGCGAGGAGCUCCCCCUGGGGCCCUCGUCCUGACACCAGCUUUCGUUUUAUGUUCAUGCUCUGAUUAUCUCAACGGUACGAAGAGAAAUGGAUCGAAAAAGGGGCCCACGAUAUGCAAAAAAUGCAAAGGAACAAGGGUGGCAUUGGCGCAAGGAAAUGGCGAAACCAAGUUCGGCACUGUCCGGUGCUACUCUUCGACAACCACCAGCAGCCUGCAAUCAGUCAGCACAAGUACUCCGAUGAGAGCAGGAACUGUAAGGGUGACAUCUUCUUCAAGACCGUCAAUAUUACCGGCCACCCCUGAUCCAUACGAUCUGAUGCGAAGAUCCAGACUGAAUUCCUCAAGUGAAGUUACUUCUCCAUUGAGAGUUCGUAGUGUUUCGCCAAACAAGAGGAAUAACGUAUUGACAUCUUCAGGGAGGCGUUCGAUUCUAGAAUGCAAUAUCAACCCUUACGAACUGAUGUCAACGGAGUCGGAUCAGCCGGCCCAAGACAGUAGUAUCACUUUCGUUAACGGUCAGAGAAUCAGAGUGAGACCGCAAGCUCCUGAGCCGGACUACGAGGACGUAGAGGAGAAUCAAUCGCCAAAAAAAUUCCAACCGGACCACCAAACGAAAAAUCCGUCGACUUUCACCGCUGAGAAUGCCGCCAAGUCGUCCAGAUCCAAGCCCAAUCGAAUUGCCCCAGACCCACCGCCAGUGUCGCAGCUAGGGAAAGACCAGGAUCGGAAUAGCCCUUUCAAAUCGAUACUGAAGAAGUCGACGCGUUCUAGCGAUUCGAAAAUGCUCACCUACUCUGGACGAUCGAAAGCUGGUUCGCAUUUUUAUCUACCCAUGCCUAAUUCGUCAAGGAAAAAAGUGCAGUUUCUGGUUGAGCAUUCCGAAAAUGGAGACGAGACAACUGAAUGCGGUGUAGGUGAGGUAGUGCCAGAUUACGACCAAGAUCAAGCAGAUCAGGAAAUGCAGGAGAAGGAAAGUGUGGUAGAUGUUUCUGAAGAGGAGGAAUCUUCGAAUUCUGAAGAUAACGAUUCUAGGAUGUGCACCCUACGUCGAAGUACUAGCGAAAGAUUCAAGGUCGAGCCCCAAAAGGUUGUUUUUCUCGAUACGAUGGCAAUUCGAGUAAAGCAGCCGCGAGGAGAUUCACGUGAAACCUUUAACAAUUGCGAUCUCCAAAAGCUCGACGGUUUGAUACCCAAACGAAAACUAAGCCCUAGGCCCAAGGAACCACCCCCACUUCCACCACCUAAAGACCAAGGUCAUUGUGAUGUCAGCAGUGAAGACCAAUUAACAUCAAAUGAAAUAUGUGCAGAGUUUGAUCAGCCACUUCUAGUAUCUCCUAUGAGAAGAGAAUCGAUCAAAAAAAAGCAAAAAAUUAACACUGAGGCAAACAUUGAAAACAAAGAAGCGGAAGGCACUGAAAAUAUAAAAGAAAACAUUGAAAACGAACAAACUAAAGAACAAAACGCAAACUCCUCAUUAACUGAAAACACAGAUAACCCUUUUUCAAUGCAGAAUGAAACACAACUGAUAGCCAACAAUGAAUUUCCUGAUCAUGCACUUGUUUCUGUUGACUGCAAGGAAAACGCAAUCCAAAAAAGUUCAUCCAUGCCUGAAACAGAGUCAACGAAUGAGGAACCAACAUUCAAGGCAGACAUAAAGGAAAUACGAAAUAAAUUCGAAAAUCCAACCGAGCAGAUACCGCAAGCACCACCUCGUAAAAGGAGCAACAACAAGCAACCGGGCCUUAAUGUUCAGAUUGUGACUGAUUCUUGGAACAAUGAAAAACAUCGAAAAAUACUCACCGAGGAUGAUGAGGCAGAGACAAAGGUUACACAAGAUUCGCCCUGUACAGAAAAUUCGAAAGAUAUUUCUAUACCAAUAACUACAGAAAAUUUGGCUCAAGGCAAAAACAGCUAUCUUAAAAAUAACACAUCUGAAAAUAUCGAUUGUGACGAAAAUUCUCCAUCAACACAGAUUCGCGAUAAUUCUGGAUCAGUAUCUCCUUCAAUGGACUAUAGCAACAAGACUGUGGUGAAAAUAACACCUUCAUCCUCACCAGUACAUCGAAUUCAGAUCAAAAAUGAAUUCCCAGAAACUGCCAAUAUUCAAACUAUAACCAUAUCAGAACACACCCAAAGAAAAACGUCAAUAAUGAUCAAUGGUGAUGAUUGUUACUCCACAGUCAACGUCAAUGAUGACGUUCCCAUUUAUCAGUCAUCAGUGGUAGUCAAAGGUCACGGCAUAUCUGAAAACAAUCUCAAGAAUAGUAGAAGAAGCAGCUCAGUUUAUAUCACCGGACGAUUCGAAGAAGAAGAUGCUUCGAAACAGAAAUCCUUCGCUGAAGAAAAUAACUACAAAAAUGAACCCCACUAUUGCACAUGCAAGAACAAUUCCGGGGAAAUAACCAAAGAGAAAGAAGAGAAGCAAAUUCCAACAGAGAAUAAAACGAUCAAAGCUGUUGAGAAAACUGAGAAAAAUGUCGAUAUCUGUAUCAGACCUUCAACACCAGAUAUGUUGAGAGAGAUCUUGAGGGAUCCCGUAGAAGCAGUUAAGCGCAACCUAGUCCCUCACAUCUGUGGGAAAUCAGAUUUGCAAAGGAGACCACGCGACUUAAAACUGAAGAACUACUACCCGAUGAUCCCACUCAAAGAAACCGAUGUGUCGUGCAUCAAGGAUAAUGGCGCCAAAGAGGGAUCACCUUUGCGACCUUGGAAUUUCGACUCUUUGAUGGAAGACGACAAAGAUGCUUGUUCUGAGCAUAGUUCUUCGACCCAAUACGAAUUCGUUGAUCCUGGAUCAGACUGUUACACAGACCACAGCAACAGAAGUUCCGUUACCGAGGAAGAACUGUCGAACAGAACCAAGUUUUAUGAGUUAUUAGCUGAAUCUUCAUUGAUGGAAGUAUCAGAAAAUGAGGAUCAUCACUAUGAAUGUAUCAACAGGCAUGACAACGAUCCUAUUUAUGAAGAAAUCGAAAUUCCACCCCCUUUACCAUCGAACCCCCCUCCCAUAAGUUUGUUGGAUGAUUUAAAGUUGGAUAAAGAGUUUACCACCAGGUCUAUCUUCGAAGGGGCUUCCAAAUACGACAUCCUCAGUUACUUAGUUGAUGCCAAAGAGAGAGGAAUUGUCCCUGAGGAUUCGUACACAUUCUCCAGUAUAAAUGGUGAUUACCCGAAAGAAUCCAGCCCCAAAAUCAGUCAUAUCAACAGUUCUAGCGAUCUCAGUGAGGACAAUUCUUUGGUGAUCUCGGGAUCUUUGACCGACGAUAAAAUUCAAUUUUCCAAGAAUUCAGAAAUCGAAAGGAAUGAUUCAGGUGUAGGUUCGGAAACUAGCAAGAGUUCCUUGAGUAAAUAUAGGUCGAAACCAGUGGCUUCUUCCCUUUGCGAAGACUGUGAAACACGUCUUGAAUCCUUGAACGACGACGACCAAAUGCUAUGCAGGAAAUGUUUGAAGAAGAGAAGUGAAAGGAAAGAAAUCAUUAUGGAGAUAGUGGAGACUGAGGAGAAAUACAGCAAGGAUUUGCAAAUCAUAUUAGAGGAGUUCUACCAACCAAUGCUCGUGGCAGGUUUACUUACACCUGAACAAUUAUCCACUAUAUUCUUGAAUGUGGAGGAACUAUUGGAAAACAGCCAAUCGUUAGCCGAAAGAUUACGAGACGCUGUGGAGAUAGCUCUAGAGCAAGGAGAUGAGGAUCUGUUGACUGUAAAUAUUGGAAAAUUGUUCCUAGAAGCCGCUCCUAUGCUACACGCCUUCGAAACUUACUGCGUUAGGCAAGGUCCAGCUAGCCUUCUCCUAGCAAGCCUGGAGAAAGAAAAAGAACUGCUAAGAAUAUUUUUACGCGUUUCCCAAAUGGAGAACACUCUGCUCCGAAGAAUGAACCUGAAUUCGUUCCUAAUGGUUCCUGUGCAAAGAGUAACCAAAUAUCCCCUUCUUCUUGCCAGACUAUAUAAGGUCACUCCUAAUCAUAACGAGGUCAGGGAACAACUCAAAGAAGCACAGCAUAAAAUCGAACUCCAUUUGAACCAUAUGAAUUCUCAAACUAAGGACGUACCGAGUAAAUUGUGGAGAAGGAUCGGCAGCAGCUCUGGUAGAAGACCAAGUACAGAAAUGGAUCUGGUCAACAUAAAGCUGAGGAAGAUCGCUGUGGAUGUUUUAGAAUGGAAUCACGAGGAGGCCAAGUUCGCAUUGGAGGGAAAAUUGUGGUUUACACAACCAACAGAUAAUAAUUGGAGGAAGGGCAGAACAAUAAAGUUGUCUCCUGUGAAUGCCUUGCUGGUUACCAACGGAAAGUUAACGAACACCAAUAAGCCAGAACGUGAAGAUAACGCCCUAAUAUUUCCUAAACAUUCCCCCACCAGAGAGGCAGCACUUCUUCUUGUUAGGGACAAAAAUGGUCGCUAUUCUCUACUGAGAGAUCCGUUAUACCUAGACCGUUGUGUCAUAGCUUCUGAUCCUGCCUGGCAAAGUUACUUUGAGGUUCAGGAAUUGCUUGGAAAAGAUACUUUCAUUUUCAAGGCUGAAGAUGAAGAGCAAACGAGGUUAUGGUACCAACAGUUGCAAUUCCACGCUCAGGGUAUGGGUUCUUGGAGGAAACGAAGAAAUGCUCUUGCCAACAUAAUGAUGAACGGCAUGGGUCUCAGACUGUGAAGCAAUAGGAACAAAUCCGUUUUAUUUAUUCUACUUGUUCGAAUAGUGACUAAUGCAAAGCUUUAAUUCGACCUGUGAGAGAAUGAAUUCCUUCUGAUCCCAUCCAAUUUAUUAUUUCAGACUUUGAGAAUAAUAGUAAUUUAGCUGUGAUAUUUUUUCGGAAAUGGGUUUAUGGGCGUAUAAAUAUAUAAUUUUAAUUUUGUCUAAUUAGCUUUUUAUCACUAUUUAAUGUAUUUUAUUGCAGUGAAUAUAUAUAUGAUUGUAUAGUAUUUCAAAUAAAAUUUUGCAAACUU
This is a messenger RNA of Coccinella septempunctata (seven-spotted ladybird), 5454 nucleotides long. RefSeq lists its product as uncharacterized. Lineage: Eukaryota; Metazoa; Arthropoda; Insecta; Coleoptera; Coccinellidae. The record is from RefSeq and is a predicted model, not a curated record. Bases 344 to 5161 code for a protein of 1605 amino acids. The transcript has 12 exons. Gene Ontology annotation, biological process: positive regulation of Rho protein signal transduction. Gene Ontology annotation, molecular function: guanyl-nucleotide exchange factor activity.